AUGGACGCCUCGACGAUGCUCUCAUCACGAGCAGCCGAUGACAUUGAGCCUGGUCCCUAUCCCGAUGUCACGAAGAUCCCCACGCCGCCUCUGCAAAUGACCGCCGUGGCCAUCAUGUUUGCCCUUCCAGCACUCGCGACAGUCAUAUUCGGUCUGCGCGUGUACACGAGGGUCACCACUCGGACAGUCGGCAUUGAUGACUAUCUUUGCGGAUUGGCACUUGUCUCGGGCAUUUUGGUGUCGACAACACUAUACAUGUUCUUCAAGCUCAACUACUACGGCUGGCCAGAUGCAGAGGUGCCCGACUUCGAUCCAAGUCCCGGCCUGUGGUGGAACUUUUUCGAGCAGCUCUGCUACAACCCCGUCCUCGCCCUCGUCAAGGCCUCGGUUCUCGUCUUCCUUCUACGUCUGGGCGGGCACCACAAUACCAUGUUCAAGGCCAUCUGGACUCUCAUGAUCGUCAACAUAUGCCAUGCCGUCGCUGCCUUCUUUGGGGCCCUGUUCCAGUGCGUGCCGAUCAAGACAAACUGGAACCCUGAGCUGCGAGCUGAUCCAAGCACGUUCUGCAUCGACAACAGCUUCCACAUUAUUCAGUCAGCGAUUGCCAUUACGACGGAUAUUUUCAUAUUGGCUCUCCCAUUCUGGAUCUUCCUUGGUUUGCGGAUGCCUCGUGCGCAAAAGUGGGCGGUGCUCUUCGUCUUCGUCAUCGGCGCUGUCGUUCCCAUUGUGGCCAUUGUGCGCCUCGUCAAUAUAUACCGUCUCCUCUACCUCAAUGAGAGGUCAAAGCAUUACAACAUCGCCUACGUGUGGACCCCAGUCGAGUGCCACACUGCCAUCAUGGCCUGCUGCAUGCCCGCCCUUCGCCCACUCUUUAGUCGUCUCUGGCCACGUUCCUUCGGCAGCGGCGGCGCCAAAGCUGAAGAAUCUCCCUACUCAAAUUCACUCGGCAACGUGACAUACGGCGGCUCAUCCAUGGGUGGUAGUCACCAGCCUCGCGAUCGAUCGGGGGCGACCAAAGGCUUCAUGCUCAAGGACAUUCACGGCUCUCGGAAUAAAACACAGACAGAGAUUCGGGAUAUCUCGCCGUCUGGAUCAGAGGAAGAAAUCAUGACGUAUAAUGGGAUACUGAGGACUACGAAUGUAAAUGUCAAGUACGAGGAAGCCCAGAGGAACGAGGCGAUCGCAAUGUCCAACGGGACCAGUAGCAAUGACCCAAGGUGGGUAGCAUAG
Messenger RNA from Emericellopsis atlantica, 1230 nucleotides. RefSeq lists its product as uncharacterized. NCBI's taxonomy places the organism in Eukaryota, Fungi, Ascomycota, Sordariomycetes, Hypocreales, Bionectriaceae. The record is from RefSeq and is a predicted model, not a curated record. The transcript has 4 exons. The coding region runs from base 1 to 1230 and encodes 409 amino acids.